GAAAGGAAAAAUGUUUUUCGACGGUCAAUUAUCAUUACUUUUAUUAUUGGCUUGCGUUUCAAUCGUUUUUGGUAGUAUGAUUGAAAUAUGUCCAUCAUAUGAAAUAUUAUAUCCAUGUUUUUGUAAUUUUAUGCCAAAAUAUGGUGCCAAAACCGUUGAAUGUAAUGAUCCGAAUCUAAUAACAAGUGAAUGUCAUUCAUCAGUGAUCACUUGUAUUGGUAAUCGAAUGACACAAUUACGACAAAUUUUUCAACAAAUCCAUCCUAACAAUAAUCACAACAACAAUGGCAAUGGCAAUGGCAAUUAUUUUCAAAAAUUCAAAUGGUUCUAUAUGAUUGAUAUGGAAUUAGAAUCGUUGGAAAAUAAUUUAUUUGCAAAUAUUUAUUUUGAAAAUAUUUACCUACAAAAUUGUCCAAAAUUAUUGUAUAUCAAUGAAUAUGCAUUCGGUAAUCAAAGUCGAUUAUUCGUUCGAAAUAUUUAUCUGAAUACUACAAGCCUGAGCGAUAAUACACACUGGAAACGAAAAACAUUCAAAGCAUUAAGUUUAUUGAAAAAUCUUCAUGUAUUAGAAUUUCAAUCACAUUCAAUGCAAACAUUACCAUAUAAAGCAUUCAGUAAAUUUACUGAUGUUAAAAUCAUACGAUUCUAUAAUCCAGAACAACGUGGCCAAUUAAUUCGAAUAAAUUCGAAAGCAUUUUAUCGUGCAACUAAAUUGGAAGAAAUUGAUCUGAAAAAUAAUCGUAUCACACAUAUUAGUUCAUAUGCAUUUCAUUUUCAACGACCAUCACGGCAUGAAUUACGUAUCUAUCUAAGUGGAAAUGAUCUACAUACGGAUAGUUUUGAACCGAAUGCAUUCGAUGGUGGUAAUAGAAGACGUGUAAUAUUAUAUCUUGGUGAUUAUGGUCAUUGUAAUCUAAUGUUAAAAACAUUGAAACAAAAUGUUUUCGAAACAUUUCUAUUGGAAAACAGACAGAAUAUUAUCGAUAUGUAUGGAUGUCCAUUGAUUUGUGAUCAACAAAUGGAUUGGCUACUCAGCGAUGAUUAUCGUAAUCAAAUACGAAAUUUACUAUGCUAUAAUAAGACUAAACUUAUCGAUACAGAUCGAUAUGAAUAUUAUCAUGUUUAUCAAUAA
Molecule: messenger RNA, 1132 nt
Organism: Dermatophagoides farinae (American house dust mite)
Lineage: Eukaryota; Metazoa; Arthropoda; Arachnida; Sarcoptiformes; Pyroglyphidae
Molecular function (GO): protein binding
Source: RefSeq, a predicted model, not a curated record